AUGUCUGUUCAUGGACAAGUUAAAGUUCGAACAUCAGCUGAACAAAAAGCUGCACGAGAACGUGAACGAUCAGAAAAACUUCGAUUAUAUUUAAUACAAUAUGAAUCUAUAUUAAAUAAUCGUUAUCUAAUUGAUAAUAUUAAUCUUUUAAAACAAACAGAAAAUAUUCUUAUUGAUCAUCCUGAUUGUUUUACACUUUGGAAUAUUCGAAGAGAAUCAAUAAUUAAAUUAAAUGAUGAUAAAUUAAAAGAAUAUUUAGAAAAAGAAUUACAAAUAACACAAAUAUGUCUUAAAUCAAAUCCAAAAUCUUAUUCAUGUUGGUAUCAAAGACAAUGGUCUUUAAAAUUAUUAAAAGAUAAAUUUAAUUUGAAUCUUUAUGAAAAUGAAUUACAAUUAUGUAAAAAAUAUUUAGAAUAUGAUGAACGAAACUUUCAUUGUUGGGCAUAUCGUUAUUAUCUUCUUGAACGUCUUUGUCCAUUAUCAUCAUCUGAAUUAGAAGGAUUUUAUGAAAAUGAAUUAUCAUUUCUUCGUUCAACAAUUGGUAUUAAUUUAUCAAAUUAUUCAGCAUGGCAUUAUCGUUCAAAAUAUUUAGAUAAACUUAUUGAUCAUAAUCCAUCUCGUCGUACUUCUCUUUUAUCAAGUGAAUGGCAACUUGUUUUAAAUGCUUUUUAUACAGAUUGUUCGGAUCAAGCUGCAUGGUUUUAUGCUCGAUGGUUAUUAUUUAAACAAAUAGGAAUUGAAUCAAUUAAUCAAGAUGAACAUAUUAAACCAUUAGAAGAACUUGAUGAUAUUGAACCAAAUAAUAAAUGGUGUAUGUUAGCUUUAUGUCAAUUAUGGAAAGAAAAAAAUUAUAAAAAUGAUAAAAGAAUUAAUUAUUUAGAACAAUUAGCUAAUAAAAUUGAUCCUGAUCGAGCACAAUUUUAUAAAGAUCAAAUUUAA
Rotaria sp. Silwood1 is the source of this 939-nucleotide messenger RNA. The record is from the annotation of a GenBank genome assembly. NCBI's taxonomy places the organism in Eukaryota, Metazoa, Rotifera, Eurotatoria, Philodinida, Philodinidae.